Molecule: messenger RNA, 1051 nt
Organism: Emericellopsis atlantica
Lineage: Eukaryota; Fungi; Ascomycota; Sordariomycetes; Hypocreales; Bionectriaceae
Product: glycoside hydrolase family 12 protein
Exons: 3
Coding region: 174-902 (242 amino acids)
Biological process (GO): polysaccharide catabolic process
Molecular function (GO): cellulase activity
Source: RefSeq, a predicted model, not a curated record
UUAGCCGAGAUACAGGGGCCCAAAGUUUUUGCUCUAACGGAGAAAUGCUUCACGGGUAGUUUACGUCAAAAACAAGUAUAACCAACAUCAUACCCAAUUAGCAAACUCUCAUACCCGCUCUAACGCGGGUAUAUAUUCUUUCUUUAGCUCUAACAAAGCUUUUCCGCUUCCACAUGCUAAUCAUGUCUUUUGUGGCCACUGUCAAACUCUUCGCACUUCUAGCGAUAGCUCAUCUUGGAGCACACAGUCGGGAGCUCUGCGACCGGUUUUCCUACCACCUAGACUAUGGCUAUGGCAUCAACAAUAAUGUCUGGGGAAGCGGUUCAGGUGAUCAAUGUACCUACAUUGACUCGAUUGCCUAUACAGGCAUUGCCUGGCACGUCGACUGGACAUGGCAGGGGGACCAAAACACUGUCAAGAGCUACCCUUAUUCCGGGCGGGACUUUGCAGAGAAGAUCUCUGUCUCUGCUAUCCGUAGAAUGCCUAUAUCUGUGGAUUGGGAUUAUCAUGGAAACGAUAUAAGGGCUAAUGUUGCGUUUGAUCUCUUCACGGCGUCUGAUGCAGAACACAGCCACACCGGCGGUCACUACGAGGUCAUGGUCUGGCUCGCUACUCUUGGGGACGUGGAACCUAUUGGUCAACUUGCCGGUGAUUUCACUGUCGGAGGGUUGGGCUGGCAGCUCUACGACGGCUUUAAUGGCGACAUGCAUGUGUACACAUUCGUUGCACCGCAGCCCAUUUAUACAUGGCAGGCAGACUUGAAGCUAUUCUUCGACCACCUCAGUCGUCACGGCUUCCCCUCUGCUACUCAAAGCCUUCUUACCUUGCAGGUUGGCACGGAACCUUUUAGCGGUGGCCCUGCUACCUUUAGUGUGAGGCAUUUCUGGAGCGAGAUUGAAUGAUCGGAGCUGCAUUGAUUCAACCCACUGGUGUCAUGGUAUAUUUAGGUUAGAGGAACUCACGGACGGGGAGUUCGUAGGUCGUCAAAGGUGGACCAUUAGAUAUGUUGAAUUUAUACGAGGCAGAUAAUGAGUUAAAAGAAUCAUUCAAG